Molecule: messenger RNA, 1559 nt
Organism: Pseudophryne corroboree (corroboree frog)
Lineage: Eukaryota; Metazoa; Chordata; Amphibia; Anura; Myobatrachidae
Product: serine/threonine-protein kinase 35-like
Exons: 3
Coding region: 131-1153 (340 amino acids)
Biological process (GO): autophagosome assembly; response to starvation; peptidyl-serine phosphorylation
Cellular component (GO): autophagosome; phagophore assembly site membrane; cytoplasm
Molecular function (GO): ATP binding; protein serine/threonine kinase activity
Source: RefSeq, a predicted model, not a curated record
UGGCCAACACAAACGACGAGCCGCGUUUGCAACGGCCGUUCGGGGCCCGUCCCCUCGUCACGCAGCUAUUUUAGGCGCGAUAUCUGAAGUAAAUAUUCCGUUCCUGACUGCGCAAAACCUCUGGGAGCUAAUGGACGACGAGACCAGCGGCAAAUACCGCCUCCUCCGUGAGGUGGGACGGGGCAGCUAUGGCGUGGUGUACGAGGCGGCUGCGGGGGGCACCACAGCGCGGGUGGCGGUGAAGAGGACCCGCUGCACCGAGCCGGAGACGGUGGAGAUGGCCCUGCAGGAGCUGUGGUCCCUGCGCAGCGUCAGGGGCCAGCACCGGAACGUGAUCCGGAUGGAGGAGUGCCUGCUGCAGAGCGGCCGUGGCCCGGGCUCCGUCGAGCCCGUCUGUCAGCGGCGGGUCACAGAGCGUCACCUGCGGCUGGUGGAGAGCUGCCUGAAGGGCCGGCGCCGGGCCUGCGCGGAGGACAAGGAGGAGGAGGCCGCCUCCCUGUACUUCAUCACCGAGUACUGCGACGGCGGCAACCUCAACGACUUCUUACUUGGCCAGGCGCCGGAGCCCCGGCUGCACCGGGCGUGUAUGCGGCAGCUGGCCGCCGCCGUCUCCUUCCUGCACCGCAGCCAGAUCGUGCACCGCGACCUCAAGCCCGAGAACGUGCUGGUGUCACACGGGCCUGCGGGACCGGAGCUCAAGGUAGCAGAUUUUGGCCUCAGUAAAGUCUGCCUCGGGAAUGUAAAUGUUAACCAGCAUCGCUUCUCGUCAGCCUGUGGCUCAGAUUUCUACAUGGCGCCAGAGGUUUUUGAAGGGCGUUAUACAGCAAAGGCAGAUAUCUUUUCCCUUGGAAUUCUUUUUUGGGCUAUGAUUGAAAUGGUUACCUUCAGGGAUGCAGAGACAAAUAAAGAGCUCAUUGGCAUAUACAUCUGUCAAGGAAAGAACCUAAUCUCCGUCGGAGAAGCUCUCCUUGAUAACCCCAACUUCGAGCUUCACAUGCCUAUAAAGCAGAAAAAGCCUAUGCCGAGAGAAGUGUGUGCUCUUCUGUUGGAUAUGUUGGCCUUGAAUUUAAAGGAGAGACUUGAUGCAUUUGAGAUGGAGAAACGCGUCAAGCAAUUAUGUUACGGAGAAAAGCGUCAAGGUUCUGGUGCAUAGACAUAUCUAGUUCUGUCUUGUUGGUGCUGUCCUUGGGGCAAUCACAUUUUAUUACUGUCCUAAUCUGCACAUAGAACCUCUGUAACAUCAAAGUAUCUUUAUUUAAAAACACAGAACUGUAUUUUGCCAAGAUGCAUGCUUCCAAGUGUAAACCUGAGUAAAGUGUAAAACUGAGGUUUUUUUAGGUAACUUUUAGAUUAAACACUUUUUUUUUGUUUUUGUUUUUUGUUUAAUGUAAAUCAAUUGUUUAUGGUAUUGAUAUUAAGUUACAAUAGCCAUUGCACAGAAAUGUAAGGCUUUCAGAAAUGCACUUUUUUUUUUUUUACAUUGUAUAUUUCUUCAGACUUUUUCUGUGUAAUGUUUGUACAUAGUAUGCUGUUUUCAUUAAUAAAAGGGUAAAACGUUA